Brugia malayi is the source of this 1431-nucleotide messenger RNA. RefSeq lists its product as uncharacterized. The record is from RefSeq and is a predicted model, not a curated record. Gene Ontology annotation, cellular component: ciliary basal body. Gene Ontology annotation, molecular function: protein binding. The coding region runs from base 1 to 1431 and encodes 476 amino acids. Gene Ontology annotation, biological process: cilium assembly; protein localization to cilium. Lineage: Eukaryota; Metazoa; Nematoda; Chromadorea; Rhabditida; Onchocercidae. The transcript is spliced from 10 exons.
AUGUCUGAUGAUGGAGACGAAAAUACUACUAAUGAUGAAGAUCGUACCGUCAGUUUUUUAAAUAUCGGCGUUAAAAAUAAACCCACUUCACCGAGAAGUGAUUUGGAUGCACUUCAGGGUAGGACAGAAUUUAACGGUGACAUGUUGCUCAAAGGAAAAGUUAUUGCGAAAAGUAAAAAAAGGGAACUCCAGGGUCUCGAUCGCAGGAAUUUCAUUCUUCAUCAGCGCUUCGUUCGCAGGGAUUUUAAUGCAUGCAAGGCUUUAGUAAAGGAGAUGGCAGACGAAUACAGCGAAAUGUGCGAGUAUCCGUUUUGCAUCAGAGGUAAAAUAGCUCGAAUGGAGGGUAAUUUUCGUGAAGCUUUAAUAUGGUUUGAGAAGGCGCAGUUGGUGAAUCCCUUAAGUGCUGUUUACAUGCGUGAAAUUGGUCGUCUAUAUUUCUUACUUGGAAGCCAUAUUAAAGCAUCAGAAGUUUUUCUGGACUCAAUCAAGCUAAAUAGAAAGGAUUGGAAAUCAUACUAUUUGCGAGCAAUGGCACUUUAUCACAUCAAACAAGAUUCUGAAUCUACAUUCAAAGCACAAGAAUGUUUACUAAUGGCCCCAACAACUGCGCGGCAUGUUGAAAUUUUGACAUUUUUAGCAAGAUUAUGUGAGCAACGUAAUGAUAUCAAAGUUGCAAUUGAAGCGCAAAAGAAAGCAUUGGAAUUGGAACCAGCGAAUCUUGAUCUUCUUACAAACAUGGGGCUGCUUUAUGCGAGAUGCCAGAAUGAUGACCAAGCAUUUGAUGUCUUUGGUAAAGCUCUUAGCUAUGAUCCAACACAUCCACAAAGUAUUCUAGCUGCUGGUUCUAUCAUACAAACGAAUGGUGAGCAUGAGGUCGCUCUAACGAAGUACAAAAUAGCUGCAAACAACUGCGAAUACAACGGACCGUUGUGGAAUAAUAUCGGCAUGUGUUUUUUUGGUAAAGGGAAGUGUGUUGCAGCAAUAAGCUGUCUGAGGAAGGCUAAUUAUUUAUGCCCGCUUGAAUGGAAAAUUUGCUACAAUCUUGGCAUUGUUUAUAAUGCUGUACAGCAGUACGCAUCCGCUUAUCAUUUUUUAUCAUCGGCCGUCAAUUUAAAUACCCGUUCGACAAUGCCUUACAUGGCGCUAGCAGUAGUACUAACGAACCUUGAUGAUAGCACGAAUGCGAACAAAGCUUACGAUAGAGCACUUCAACUUGACAAGAACAACAGCGCUCAAAUACGCUUAAAUUACGCCAUAUUUAAAGCGAAGCAAAAAGAAUUGAAGAAAUCAGUCGAACUGCUGCAAGCAUUCUAUAAAGCAAUCACUAACAAGCGAAUGUUAUCACAAGAAAUGAUGUUUGCCGCAGAUAAUCUGAAACGAUAUUUGGGUCAAACAGAUAAGUGCGAUGAAUUUACAAGCUGCUACACAUAA